This is a messenger RNA of Chaetomium fimeti, 4263 nucleotides long. RefSeq lists its product as uncharacterized. The transcript is spliced from 5 exons. The coding region runs from base 1 to 4263 and encodes 1420 amino acids. The record is from RefSeq and is a predicted model, not a curated record. Lineage: Eukaryota; Fungi; Ascomycota; Sordariomycetes; Sordariales; Chaetomiaceae.
AUGUCUUCUAUCGCCAGCCCGGUCGCUGGCGGUGGUUCUGCUGCCACCAAGCAGUCAGGCACUGCACAUGCUGUAAACGACGAGCUUGUCUCACACCCUACCCCCUCUUCUCAGUCCAUCUCCGGGAUAAAGGAUUUCGCCUCUUCUCUGUGCACCACGCCCGUUGAUCAGGGCGUCAAUGCUGAACAUGUCAACAACGACGACAAUGGCAAAUCACUGCCCAAGGAGAAUAACCACACGACUACUGGCCCCGAGCCCGCCAAAGCCCCUCAGACGCCAGCCAAGAAGACAUGUAACUCGGCCCACAACUAUGGUGAGCUGAGCGGUUCGGAUCGCCGCGAGCAGAUUCCGGUGACGCAUGAUCUCUUGACCUUCCCGAUGACCGCCCAUGAGGAAUUCCAAAACAAUGGUGGAGUUAGCAACUCCGCCAUCGCUAUCAACCAGGUCACCGUCGGCAACGGUGUUCCCUUCAGCACUUCAGAUAUUGACAGCCGCCCCGACGCUGCGUCGUCCAAUAUUUCGACGGGUAACUCUGCCAUACCCACCUCUGGCUCAUCUGCCGACUUCAGCGGUAUCUACAAUGGAUCAAUCCCCACGGAUAAUUUCAACAGCAAUAUCCUUUUCGGUCCGGAGCUGCAAAAGGCACUUUUCACUGAUGGCGGGGCCUCGGCCGACCCCAAGCUGCCCGGCUCAGAAAAUGCCAGUGGUCCCACCCCUGACGGCGCUCAGCCCGUCCAGAUGGCUCCCGUCAUUACCGAAGAGCAGGUUAUCGUGCCGACCACUCCCCAGCGCCCACCUGCCGACCCCCCUCGCCUUGUCGACAUCCCCAUGAUCAGCGCUCCCACUUCGCCUCACCGCUAUGCCGGCCCAGUCAACCAUAACACUAUGCCUUCUAAGCCCGACACGAUCCUCGCCGACCAACUCCGAGGAGACUUCUGGAUCCGGUACCGCAAAGAGAUGCAGCUCCUCGCCACGUACAAGAAGGCCUUCAAUAACUGGACCCUCUUCACCACCACCGAGUCCAACAAGUCCAAGUCCGACUACGACUCCAUCGCCGAGCAGCUCAAGGCAUCCGCCAUCACAGCUCAGGUCGCCUGGACCAAGAAGCACGUCUCGUUCGAAGGAUGGAAAGCCUCAAUCCCGGCCUUGGCCCCUAUAAUUGCCAACAUCCACGAGGACGCUCGAGCGCUCAAGGCCGCCGAGAAGCAAAAGGCCGAGCGCACCGAGUUCAUCAACGACCUACGCGGUAAGCCGGAUAAGCAGCAGCGGAGCGAGCUGGCCAAGUACGAAAACUUCACCUACCUGAUGACGCAGUCCCGCGAGCGCGAGAUGUGGCGCGGCAGGGUCAACGCGCUUGUCAGCGCCCAGGCUAUUAUUGAUGAGCAGCAGCGGAUUGCUGCUAUCGAGGCUCAGCGCCAGAAGGCUGAGGCAGAGGCUGCAGAGCGGCAGAAGAAGGAGGCCGAGGCCGAAGAGCAGCGCAAGGCGGAGGAAGCCCGGGUUGCUGAGGAGACGAGACUUCGCGAUGAGUUUGUUGCUGCCACGGCGGCUCAGGCUGCUGAGGAGAAGAGGGUGAAGGGAGAGGCGCGUGUUGCUGAGGCCCAGCGUGAGGCUCAACGCCUGGCCGACCAGCGCCUCAUCUGUCAGGGGUUUGGAAUUCCCGAGGACCCUCAGCUGCACAAUACUUUCCAGACCGUCUUUUCGUCUCAGGAUACCAUCCAACAAUCCCCGGAUUACAUGCAACUGCAAUCCGAUGAGCCUCUCGACUUCGAUGCCGUUUUCGCCGAUCAGGAUGCCAUGUUCCAGGCCGGCGGCCAGCCUGAGAUGGACUUCACCGUCCCGGACCUGUCGGAUACAGCUUUCAAUCAGCAGUUCACCUUUCCGGAGCUACCGCUUGCUGAGGGCCAGCCAGGUGUGGGCAAUGCAGGCCAGAUUAGCGAAGACAUGGCUCAGCAAUUCUUCUCGGCCGACGCCCAGACGCAGCUCCCGUCCAUCUCGGAAGUCAUGUCGACGACCACUGCUGCUGUGAGCCAGCGGGAGCCGGGGAGCAGCACCAUCACCGCCGAGACUCCGACGGGCAAGAAGAAGGCCCCGGCCCGCAAGAAGAAGACACCAGCUAAGGAGAAGACACCAGCUAAAAAGAGGGCGACGGCAAAGAAGGCCACAGCCAAGGCUACGCCGAUUCCUGACCAGGUUCAGCAGCAGACUACCGAGCCUUCCUUUGGCCUUGACCAAGUCAUGGCGUCGGACCCUUUUGUCUGCUCGCCUACUUUUCAGCAGUCUACCAACAAUGGCCAGGGCAUCUUCAAUAUCAGCAUGCCAGCCAUAGGACAGACACCCGGCCCUGUUGAUACAUCAGUGCCGCAGACCACUCAGAUGACCGGCAUGGACGACCAAAUGUCCUCUGGAAAUGUCAAUAUCACGGCUCAGCAGACGACGCAGAUGCCGAUGGAAAUCCAGGAGGCUUUUACGGCAACUAGUCCCGCUGCAAAGCAGCAGGCGGUACAGAUGCCGGCCACGGAGCACACGCCUUCCGGGACCCCCGGUCCCAUGGCGCAGCAACCCAUCCAGGCACCCUCGAGCUUCACCAUGUUUAUGAAGCAACCGUCUCAGCCGCCCACCCGGGGUUCUUUGCCCGAGAUGCGGUGUCCGCCUUCGGCUCACACCCCGACUCAACCUAGCACGACCCCGGCGUCGGAAAACAAGCGCAAGGCGUCUAUCAGCCAUGGCAUGGAGAUUCCUACCAAGCGCCGCCAGAGCGUGAACCAGCAGGGCGCUGUGGUCUCCAUUGCUCAGCCGCCCCCUGUGCCGGCCGUUCCCCAGGGUCUUCAGAGCCCAGCUCAAGACAACCAGACGCCUUCUCAGGCCGUCCAGACCCCUCAGCAGAUCCCCAUCGACCCUGCCCUCCAUUUUGGCAUCUCACCUCCCAGCGGUGGGAUGAAGUUCGGCACGGCGAUCAAGGCCGGUGUUUGUACUGCCAUCGCGCAUGUCGUGAAGGAGGCCAAAACCGGUACCGUUUUUUCACAGCCGCUACUAGACGGUCCUAUCGAGGACUUCCGGUCAGAGUUCAUUGGCCAUAUCAAGCAGGUUAUCAAGACCCACAUCGUCGCCGUGAAUGCUACGAACCCCCAGGAUGACCAACAGGCCUUCCUCAAGGGCGCCUUCAAACUCCUCCAGGGGAUUCUCCAGGAAAUUGAGCGGCGAGGCUGCGUCUUCAAGAAGGCUCUGCUUUCGGGCCCGGUCAGCGGUGCUGAUUUGAUCCCAGCCAGGAGGGGCAUGUCGGCCGUGUACCAGGCAAUCAUGGCCGAGUACACGUCCCCCCCGAGGUUCGACGGUGGCUCCGCCCAAUCGGCCAAGGUCCAGCAGACGCCCACCCGCACAUCCACCGCCCAUACCCGUGUUUCGAGCCAGAGCAAGAUGGCCAACGGACAGGCUUUGGUCGGCAGUCCUCGUCUCCCGGGCGGUGCCGCUGCCCUCGGCACUCCUGCCCCGGACUACACGAGCUCGCCCCAGAUGAACAGCCACGCCGCCAGCUCGUCUCCUAUGCAGCCGUUCCCGACGCUGUCAGUUGAGGUCGGGUACCCCUCUCCCAUGCAGAACUAUCCCGCUCUGCCGUCGGCCAUGGACGGGCACACCACAGGCUACCCGCAGCAUGGUGCUUCCACGGUUCCCACCAUGCCCACCACCAUGCAAGCUUCGGAUGCCAUGGCCGGUAUCCCCGAGCCAACCAACUACUUCCCGACGCCGGCGGCGCACGAGCAGCAGGCCGAAGAGCUCAAGCCCAAGCCCAAGAAGACGCCCACCAAGCGCAAGUCGCGCGCCCGCAAGGCCUCUACCGCCGUCACCCCCAAACCUGAGCCCACGGCCGACAACACGAGCACCCUGGGCUCUAACCUGGCCCACCCCAUGGCCCAGGAGACCACCCAUGGCACUACCACCACCACUGCCACCAACAACGGCACAACCCAAGACACCAACACCACCACCACCACCACCACAAACAAAGACACCCCCCCCUCCAACCCCUCCAAGCAGUGCAUCCCCCGCCUCUACUACCAGUUCACCGACGGCGCCUUCUACAUGGAGCUGCGCAGCGAGGCCGGCGAGGAGACACACCACCGGAUGGCCCGGGGCACGACGGCGGCCGAGCACAUGCUGGGGGAGUUCGUGGCAGCCGCCCGCGCGGCCGGGAACAAUGACCAAUUGCUUUACAUUACAAUUGACCACACCCGAGUGCCCCCACACAAAAAGACGCAAACACAAUAG